AUGACCAGCAAUAGCGGUCUCAUAUAUAUUCUCGUUUUUGCCACAUCACUAAGCGUAGCAAAAUCUACUAUUGAUUGGUCGUCGAUCGAGACGCCUCCACAAUUUGUGCACGAACCGAAUCCCGAAACCGUCUAUUUCAAAGUUGAAAAGAGUGUCAACGAUGGGAGCGAGCAGAGUAAAACACCCGAAAAUCUUUUAGAACAGACGAUUCGAUGUGUCGCCAACGGAAAUCCGCGGCCAUCAUAUCGCUGGAAAAAAGAUGGAAAAGCGUUCGAACCGGCCAUGUUUCCUGAGAAAGUCGUUCAGAAACCGGGUGAAGGAAGUUUGGUUUUCUCAAGAUUGGAUGAAACUGAUGUCGGAGUUUAUCAAUGCGAAGCGAGCAACAGCAAUGGAACUGCCGUUGAUCGAUCUGUUAGAGUACAGGAGACAUGGAUUCGACAUUUCCCCGUCGGAGAACCGGAAGUUGUAAUGGUGGAGGUUGGUGAUCCGUACCAGCGUAACUGCACCCCACCUGCUAGCAACCCGAACGCCAGAGUUUACUGGAUACUGAAAGGCAAGGAACCCGGACAAUUCGAGACGAUCAGCAGCAGUCAUAUUUCGAGCAACGAACAAUGCUCGGCGCUUCUUCUUCUUCUUCUUCGUCUUCUUCUUUUCAACAAUUCAUUGUAA
Messenger RNA from Caenorhabditis bovis, 669 nucleotides. The record is from the annotation of a GenBank genome assembly. Lineage: Eukaryota; Metazoa; Nematoda; Chromadorea; Rhabditida; Rhabditidae.